Molecule: messenger RNA, 5165 nt
Organism: Scomber japonicus (chub mackerel)
Lineage: Eukaryota; Metazoa; Chordata; Actinopteri; Scombriformes; Scombridae
Gene: aplp1
Product: amyloid beta (A4) precursor-like protein 1
Exons: 17
Coding region: 218-2359 (713 amino acids)
Biological process (GO): axonogenesis; central nervous system development
Cellular component (GO): plasma membrane; Golgi apparatus
Molecular function (GO): alpha-2B adrenergic receptor binding; alpha-2A adrenergic receptor binding; alpha-2C adrenergic receptor binding
Source: RefSeq, a predicted model, not a curated record
UGGUUCUGUCAGACUUCAUCCACAUAAAAGCCCAGGCUGCCAUUGGUGAGCCCGUUGGAAAGAGCGAACAGGACGCAGACGUAGGAGCUAUCGCAGGAAGGCGCCGACAAAACGCAGUGUCCAUCACUCCAGCUGAUGUAACCAGACAGCGUAUGUUGGAGUCAGUUAUUUUAUAAUAGCAACUCGGUCCUAAAAAGAUACAAAAGAAGGAGAAAAAAUGGGACAUUCCGCAAUAGCUAUAUUGAUGGCUGUAUUGUCCCAUUGCGUGUGGGAAAACGUCGAGGCUCUGGCCAUGACUGAGGUGAACGGGCCAGGCCCCCAGGUGGCGGAGCCACAGAUUGCCAUGUUCUGUGGCCGCCAGCUCCUGCACAUGAACCCACAGACUGGUCAGUGGGAGCCGGAUCCUCAGGGCCGCAAAGACUGCUUCAAAGAGCCCGGCGAGAUCCUGUCCUACUGUCAGGAGAUGUACCCAGCUCUUCCAAUCUCCCAUGUAGAAGAGUCAAAAAGCCCUGUCUCCAUCCCCAACUGGUGUAAGAAAGACUGGGGCCACUGCCAGAAACACCCCUUCAUAGUUGUGCCCUACCGCUGUCUAGAGGGCGAGUAUGUGAGCGAGGCCCUGCUGGUUCCUGACAGAUGCCGUUUCCUCCACCAGGAGCAGAUGGAUGCCUGCGAGAGUUAUGUAUACUGGCACAACAUUGCCAAGGAGGCAUGCACUGCUGAUAAUCUGGAGCUCCACAGCUACGGGAUGCUUUUGCCCUGUGGAGACCAUUUCCGGGGGGUCGAGUAUGUGUGCUGCCCAGGCAGAGGGAGCUCCAGCAGCAAAGGAGAGGCUGAGGAAAGAGAGAUCCCUGCUGGUGCUCAGACACUCACAUCCCAGACCAGUGGAAAACUCAACUCCAUUGUCAAAGUGACAGCCCCCACUCCGAGCCCCUCUCCCGACACAGACGUGGAUGAGGUUGAUAUGGAAGAAGAAGAUGAUGAGGUGUUGGAGGAAGAGGAGGAGGAAGAGGAUGAGGAGGAAGUUGAUGAGGUGGAGGCUGAAGAGGAAGAGGAGGAGGCAAUAGCUGUGAAAGACCCAGAGGAUUAUGAGUACCCUAUUGACUCAGGUCCCUAUCAGACAUCUGACUAUCUGGACUCCUUCUACUAUGAGAAAAGCAACAAACCCACCACCUCAGCACCUCUUAUGGAAGGAGACAGCUUGACUACACCUCGCCCCACAGAUGGCGUUGAUGUUUAUUUUGAGAAGCCAGUGGAUGAUACUGAGCAUGCCAACUUUCUGCGUGCCAAAACAGACCUUGAGGAGCGGAGAAUGAAGCGCAUCAAUGAGAUCAUGAAGGAAUGGGCAGAGGCAGACAACCAGUCAAAGAAUCUGCCAAAGUCAGAGCGACAGGCUCUUAAUGAGCACUUCCAGUCUGUGCUGCAGACACUGGAGGAGCAGGUUGCUGGUGAGAGGCAGAGGCUAGUGGAGACGCAUCUUGCCAGAGUAGAAGCCAUACUCAACAACAAUCGCCGCCUGGCCCUGGAGAAUUACCUGACUGCCGUACAGUCUGACCGCCCUCAGCCGGAGCGCGUGCUGCAGGCUCUAAAGCGAUACAUGGCUGCAGAGCAGAAGGACCGCAGACACACACUCAGGCAUUACCAGCAUAUUGUGGCUGUUGACCCCCAGAAGGCUGAGCAGAUGAAAUUCCAGGUGUACACACAUCUUCAUGUGAUUGAGGAGAGGAUGAACCAGAGUCUUGCAUUGCUGUACAAGGAUCCUACUUUAGCGGAGGAGCUGCACAAUGAUAUCCAAGAGCUGGUCAAGGCAGAACGAGGAGACAUCAGUGAGCUCAUGACCACUUCCUUUUCUGAGACCCGCACUACUGAGGAGCUUUUGCCUGCUGAGAGCGAGGAGGAGAAGGAUGACGAGGAAGAAGAAGAGAGAGCCUUCCAAAACAGGCCUUAUCCUCCACGCAUUGAAGUGCAGUCUAACAAGAAAGUGUCUGCAGUAGAUGAAUAUGAUUAUACCACAUCUGAGAGAGGUCCUACUUAUGAAUAUGAGGAAAAGAUCAACACCUCUGCAGAGCUCAAGCAGGUGGUCUACAAGCCUGCUGAGAUCGAGAGAGAUGAACUUCAACCUGAUGCCUUGGAGACGUUUAACCGCGGCGCCAUGGUUGGGUUGCUGGUGGUGGCUGUGGCAAUUGCCAUGGUGAUGGUAAUCAGCCUGUUGCUGGUCCGCAGGAAGCCGUACGGGACUAUCAGUCAUGGCAUUGUAGAGCAGGUCGACCCCAUGCUGACCCCAGAAGAACGACAGCUCAACAAAAUGCAAAACCACGGCUAUGAAAACCCCACUUACAAAUUCUUCGAACAGAUGAACUGAGGUACUGGGGCUACCAACAAGUCAUGCCCAAGUCCGACCACUUGUUUUGUCCCUCUACUCUUCCUUAUGGUGGUCUCCCAGCCACACUCCCUGUGACGGAUUUAUGAUGUGUUGCAAUUAUAAAGUAACUGACUAAGUAAGGGGUACAUCCCAAACCCAUUGUAAAUGACCAACAACAACCUAUCAUCAUUACCAGAAUGUGAAUAAUGAGAUAUGAUACCAACUUGCAUCACCUAUUGUAAUCUUAAAACUCCUCUGGGUUAUAGUCUGGGGAUUGUUCUUUCCAUUAACGCUGCCACAGCGUUUCAUAAUUCUGAAAAUAUUCACAUCAUAGACAGGAGAACCAUCCCAGUGGCAUGACUUGACCUAUUGCUUUUCACUAGAAACUGAAGUUGAACGGUGCAUAAUGCUUUAUAGUAUUUAUUUUUCAGUAGUAGUCUCUUUGUUCAAAUUGUACCACAGUUAGAUAUAAUGUAUCUGUGUAGAUGAGUGUGAGUGACAGCCAUGUUGAAUUAUGGUGUCAAUUUAAAACCCACUUACUUUGAAUGUGUGAGACAUUUAGGCUUUAAUUUAAAACAUGGAAGGCCAAAAAGACCACACUGGAAUACACUACAGAAUAUGUGCUGGUGGUACAAAAAACAUCAUGUUUUGACUUUUGAGGUUCUGCCCUCAAUAUAAUUCAUUAUUUGGCAAAAUAUACCAAAUAUUCCAUUUAGCGAAUUUAGUCAGUGAAUGAGUUUAUUUUAUUUGUACUGCUACCUAAAGACCUGUAAAACAGAAUAAUCAAAAGUCCGUUAUUUUGAUGAAAGCAUGACAACUUGGUGUAUGAUGCUGCUGUAUUUAUUUGUGUUGUUCCCGUCAUUGCUUUUGAGAAGUCGGAAAUGUCACCGUUCAAAAUGGACACUGUAAAUAACGUAAGUAAUACAUACUACUAGAUGUAGACAUUUCUAUGAUUAAUUUGCAUUGAUGUAAUGGAAUAAUACAUAAAAAUAGUACAUUGUGCGGUUACGAGAAGGAGAAACAUUUUCCUAACAUGGCUGAUUGAAAACGGACUGUUGUAAAAACCAGCACAAGACAACGACACAGUAACUUCUUUCUGAAUGUAUUUAAGGUAGACGUUGAGAUUCCAUCUUCUUUUCAGUAAUGCAUCAUUCCCCCUAGUAGCCCUGAAUAGGAGUUAGUGAAGUUCAACACAUCCAACAGACACACUACAUGCCUGAUGCCCUUCUUGCCACUUCCUGUAGCAACCGGUUCAUUUUCACAUUUGGCAGAUGUGUAUUUGAGCAGAGGAACUUAAAGCUUAGGUGUGUUAAUCUGUGUAGUGCAGUGAAGUGCAGAGAGGCCACAGCUAUAGUAAUGUGAUGUGUCAGUGUGUGUAGUAACUCCUAAAAUCACCACACUCAGGCUAGUGUGGUGUUGGUAGAUAGUAGUAAAACAUACUGUUAGUCUUUAAAUCUGCCACUUUGACAUCUUUGGACUCAACAAACAUUGAAUGUUAGUACUCUAUAGAUGCUAUAUUUAAGUUACUCUCCUCAUAAAUAGCUUUUCUCUGAAUGACUCAUUGUAGUUUGUCAUAUUUAUGAUCAACAUAGUACCCUGCAUAGGUAAGUUAAAAAGGGAUUUCCCCUUUUUUGUCCUGGCUGAUUAACUGCUACGUCUGUCAAGUUGAUUUUCCUUCAACCACUUCAUUCUACUACUUCAUCUUGGUUAGGGAAGGUCAUGCAGUAGGAUGUUGCUUUUUUGUUCAUCAGUCUUUAACUGUAUACUAAAAUCCAUACCAAAAUCAGUUCCAAAUCAUUUAUUUAUGAUGGUAGUUUUCUUUUUAAACCUGCAUUUGUCCAGUCUGAAGAAAAAUCAUUUACUUGUAUUUUUGUUUUUUUGUUUUUUUGAGAACUUUGCUUUGAAAUAAGCAAAAAAAGACAAUAGUGAGUUACAGUUUAGCAUUAAUCUUGUGUUCCUCUCAUUAGGCAGGUUAAUUGCAGGUUGUGGCUGCGUUAUGACGGGUGAAGAGAAGUCAUAGCCCUUGUAUAAUUUGUACAGCUACGUUAGUGAAUGAAAACAUUGUAUGUUCACAGUUUAAGUCAGUUGAUCUUGUAAUGAUACUACUGAAACCAUAGAUGAGAAUAAGCUUGCCUGUGUUUCCCAAACCACUGAAGGUUUCCUACCAGCAUUUAGCAGACUUAGAAUGGUGUAUACUGUAGUUACUCAAAUCACAUUUGUACGUACGUCCUCCUGUCGAAUUCUAGACUUCUUUAUUGGUCUGUCCCCCUUACCUCCUGAUGAAUUAUAAACAAUGUUAUUGAGAUUUUAAUUGCUGCAUUAUUGCCUUUUACAAUGCUGUGUUUUGGAUGUAAUUAUUCUGUAUUUUUUAUUUGUAUGUAAUAAUCAGUUGGAUCAAGGGUCAUGCUUUUCCGAUGUAAUGUAAUUUUAGAAGCUUGUAUGAGAAAACACUGACAAGUUUAAUACGUUUAGAAAUGUGAAAUAUAUAGACAGAUGUACAGCCUCUGCCUAAUUGACAAGGAGUGGCACUAAGCACAAGUACAACUAAAUUACUCCAUUUGUGUACAGGUUGCAAAAUGUUAAGACGUUGAUUCUGUCUGAUUUCAAUUGUACUGCAUUGAUUCUUGGGGACGUUGAUGGCAUCAUUAAGACCUGUCUUUCAUUUUCAUUUUAACCAAAGACAUGCUCCACCAGUAAGCAGACAGAUAUUCAAAUUUGGCAAAACUGUUGUGUAAAUGUAUUUGCAAGCAAUCUGAGAAAUUAAAACUGGUCAAGCUAAUUAAUAGUGUAAUAAAAAUGAAUGACC